This is a messenger RNA of Priapulus caudatus, 755 nucleotides long. Its product is annotated as elongator complex protein 3-like. NCBI's taxonomy places the organism in Eukaryota, Metazoa, Priapulida, Priapulimorpha, Priapulimorphida, Priapulidae. The transcript has 4 exons. Gene Ontology annotation, biological process: tRNA wobble base 5-methoxycarbonylmethyl-2-thiouridinylation. Gene Ontology annotation, cellular component: cytoplasm; elongator holoenzyme complex; nucleus. Bases 280 to 699 code for a protein of 139 amino acids. The record is from RefSeq and is a predicted model, not a curated record.
UGUCCGCUCCCUGUCCAUAUUGCGCUGUUGUGAGUUUUGUGUCAUGUAACCUCAUUACUUCAUAAAGAUUGGUCUUCAAAGUCCAAGGGACUAUAUCGAAGACCUAGAGAGACAAAGUUGAUUAAAUAGACAGAUCCGCAGUGCGGAUCGCAGUGGAGAUUAGUCGCACGUUUGAUGUUUAUUAAGAGUACACUGUACAGUACACCCAUCUCCGACUGAACGCAAGCUCGUCUCGCCCGGCGAGAAAACAAACACGAGUCUCGACGUCGGUUCCCCGCGAUGACGAAGAAGAAGUCUCGGGCGCCCGCGGCGUCGCGGGAGCAGCUGAUGAUGCUGACGGUGGCGGAGAUCAUUAGCGAGCUCGUUAGUGCGCACGACGGCUCCCGCGACGUCAACCUCAACCGCCUUAAGAGCCGCGCGGCGAGCAAGCACGGUCUCGCGUCGCAGCCACGCCUCGUCGACAUCAUCGCCGCCGUGCCGGCCGCAUACAGGAAGGCUCUGCUGCCGAAGCUGAAAGCGAAACCUGUUCGCACGGCUAGCGGGAUCGCCGUCGUCGCGGUGAUGUGCAAGCCCCACCGCUGUCCCCACAUUAACUUCACAGGUAGCUGUCCCCCCACAUUAACGUCACAGGUAGCUGUCCCCACAUUAACUUCACAGGUAGCUGUCCCCACAUUAACUUCACAGGUAGGUGAUCUAUAGAGCUGGACUCCCCACAUUAACUUCACAGGUAGCUGUCCCCACAUUAACUUCACAGG